Molecule: messenger RNA, 1422 nt
Organism: Cheilinus undulatus (humphead wrasse)
Lineage: Eukaryota; Metazoa; Chordata; Actinopteri; Labriformes; Labridae
Product: aquaporin-8-like
Exons: 5
Coding region: 71-838 (255 amino acids)
Biological process (GO): transmembrane transport
Cellular component (GO): plasma membrane
Molecular function (GO): water channel activity
Source: RefSeq, a predicted model, not a curated record
GUCACAGGCUCAGCUGCACCAAAGGGACAAGUACACCUGCAACAUAGUAGAGUUUAGAUUCUAAGCCAGCAUGUCAGGGGAAGAAACCAAGGCUGAGGUCUUCACCAUAACUGAGGAGACAGAAGUGAGACACAUGAGCAAGAAGAGCUGCAUCUUUGAGAAGUUUGUGCAGCCCUGCCUGGCCGAGCUGUUCGGGACCAGCCUGUUUGUGUUUGUGGGGUGUGCGUCUGUUGUUGGAAAUGCAGGGACUGUGGGUGUCAUCCAGCCUGCUGUGGCACAUGGACUGGCGUUGGGGGUGCUGAUCAUGGUGUUUGGGCAAAUAAGCGGGGGGCACUUUAACCCCGCCGUGUCUCUGAUGGCGUACCUGUGUGGAGGGAUGGAGCUGCCUCUGCUGGUGCCUUACAUCAUGGUUCAGAUGGUCGGAGGGAUGGCCGGUGCUGGUUUGACCAAGGCGAUUUACCCUGAUAGCGUGUAUGCUGCUUCCCUUGGAGGAGCCUUUGGCGUAACCGCCAACACUCAAGCUGAAACCACGCUGGCAGAAGUGAUCAUGACGAUGUUUCUCACCAUUGUAGUGUGCAUGGGGGCCAUCAACAGCAAAACCAGCUCACCAUGGGCUCCUUUCUGCAUCGGCCUCACUGUGACAGCCAACAUACUUGCAGGAGCAACGAUAUCUGGAGCUUGUAUGAACCCUGCACGAGCCUUCGGUCCUGCAGUGGUUGCAAACCACUGGAGCCAUCACUGGAUCUACUGGGUGGGACCAAUUUGUGGUGCACUGCUCACUUCUAGCUUUAUCAGGUUGUUGUUUGGUGACCAGAAGACCCGAAUUUUAUUGAAGUAAACAACUUAUUAAUUGAAGAAGAAGAAGAGCAAGAGGACCUCUCAACUGAUAUUUUAUAACUUUUAUUUUAUUAUUCAUACAUCUCUCUAUCAUUAGGAUGUAAAAUUGAACAUUUUAAGAAAAAUGCACAAAUAUAGUUUUCUCAUAGGACUAGAUUGGUCUGAUGAUGUCUCUUUGACUGUCAUACUUGUAAUUUGAAAUGUAUUUUUUAUGAUUUUUUUAAGGAUUUUUGUGUUUGUUGAUGUGCCUAACAUUAAGUUACUCUUAAAUAUAAAUUAUGUCAGUUAGAAAAUAUCCAAUGACAUUUGAUAAUAAAUUCCAUACAUAAAAUUUAAUAGGACUGAUGACACUUUGUUAUCUAUUCACUGUCUUUUUGUACCCAGUGUUUGGGUCAAAGUCCUGAUGGGGAAAAUAUACUUUAAUGGCUUUAUUACUUGAAAAAUGGGGCAAGGACAGGACACUGAACUAUACAAUAAAGCUAGGUAAGAAUCAUUAACAACUUAGUUUCCAUAAUCUGAAAUAAAAUGCUGUAAAGUAUCCUAAAGAUAUGUAUUUUAUCAUUGAGAUUUAAAAUAUAAAACACU